Molecule: messenger RNA, 1568 nt
Organism: Aspergillus glaucus CBS 516.65
Lineage: Eukaryota; Fungi; Ascomycota; Eurotiomycetes; Eurotiales; Aspergillaceae
Product: acetamidase/formamidase family protein
Exons: 5
Coding region: 241-1479 (412 amino acids)
Molecular function (GO): hydrolase activity, acting on carbon-nitrogen (but not peptide) bonds, in linear amides
Source: RefSeq, a predicted model, not a curated record
CGGGAUUUGAAGAUAAUGCAUUAUCUCCAAUGCGAAGUACAUAACACAAACAUCAAGACGCCCUUCACCCCUGGGAUCAUGGUCUGAUAAGACAUCGGAUCGUUUCUCCGCAGCGGGGUUUGCCCAUUAUGAUAGCAAUGGAAAGCCGAGAUAAGAGUCAUAAGACGUUGCUAUAUAGACGUAAAGCAUUACCCCCGGAUCAAUUCGACUUGAUGAAACACCCUGCACGCUGGAUUCACAAUGGGUACCAGAAGGAUUCGCACUCUCAGAAUUGACCAUGAGAAACCGGCGUGGGAGCAACCGGGUCUUCACAAUAGAUGGCACCCUGACGUCCCCUCCGUUGCCACCAUCGCGAACAACGAAGUCGUCUUAAUCGAAUGCAUGGACUGGACCGGAGGCCAGAUCAAGAACGAUGACUCUGCCGAUGAUCUCAAGAACGUGGAUCUAACUCAAAUCCACUACCUUUCCGGACCAUUUGAUAUCGAGACCGCAGAGCCUGGUGAUGUGCUGCUAGUCGAGAUCCAGGACGUACAGGCGCUGCGAGACGCACCAUGGGGGUUUGGGGGCGUUUUUGACCGGUACAACGGGGGAGGAUUCCUUGAUGAAAUAUACCCUAAGCCAGCAAAAGCAAUUUGGGAUUUUGAAGGAAUAUUCUGCUCUUCUCGUCAUAUUCCCCAUGUGCGAUUUCCAGGUCUCAUCCAUCCUGGUAUCCUGGGCACUGCACCAACUGCAAAGAUCCUAGCCGAAUGGAAUCGUCGCGAGGGCGAGCUCAUCGCAGCGAAUACUACCGCGGAUCGAGUGGUCGCCCACCCACCGGAACCAAUAGGUGCACAUACCGGCUCUGCUGCUCAAGAAACCCUCAAAGAAAGGGUGGCACGAGAAGGAGCUCGCACAAUCCCUGGUCGCCCCGAAAACGGCGGAAACACAGACAUAAAAAACCUCUCCCGCGGCUCCAAAAUCUACCUCCCCGUCCACGUCCCCGGCGCCAAAUUCUCCGUCGGUGACCUCCACUUCUCCCAAGGCGACGGCGAAAUAUCCUUCUGCGGCGCAAUCGAAAUGGCCGGCGAAAUCACCCUGAAAUUCACAGUCCUCAAAGAUGGCAUGGCCAAAAUGGCCAUGAAAUCCCCCAUCUACCUACCAGGUAUCGUGGAGCCUCACUUCGGGCCCUCGCGGUAUCUCACCUUCGAGGGCUUUUCGGUCGAUGAAAAAGGGAAGCAGUAUUUCCUCGAUAGUACUGUUGCGUACCGACAGACUUGUAUCCGGGCGAUUGAGUAUUUGCGGAGGUAUGGAUAUAGUGACUAUCAGGUGUAUUUGCUGCUUAGUUGUGCACCGGUGCAGGGGCAUAUUGCUGGUGUUGUGGAUAUUCCGAAUGCGUGUACUACGAUGGGAAUUCCGAUGGAUAUUUUUGAUUUUGACAUUCGGCCUGAGGCAGAGGUUGUUAAGAGGGAUAUGGGGAAUUGUGCGUUUGCUAGUAGUUGAUUUUUUGGUUAGUUGGUUUGUUUCAAUGUAAUGCGCUAAGGUUUGGCUUUUUGUUGCUGAAUGUGUCAAUGUGAAUGAACUACGUCUAC